UUAGGAAUAGGCUUUCCCAAGAGUAACAUGCCAACACCCCACGGAGAGUGUAUAUAAACGCCCCAGAGAGGCCAUGAGAAUCCAGAACCUGAGCUCUCGGCUAAGCUGCCAACUUCCUCUGCUAGCAUCAUGGCCACCCAGCUCUGCUCCCCGAUCUUCUCCUCUGGGUCUGUCAGGGGUCUCUGUGGCACAGCAGGUGGCAUCUCUCGGGUGUCCUCUGUCCGCUCUGUGGGCUCCUGCAGGGUCCCCGGUCUGGCUGGUGUCUCGGGGUCAGCCUCUUCCGUCAGGCUGGGCCUCUCUGGCUUUGGGAGCUGCUUGCCAAGUUCCUAUCUGUCCUCUGGGUACCACUCCUCUGGCUUUGCUGGGAGCGGGGGCUGGUUCUGCGAGGGCUCCUUCAAUGGCAACGAGAAGGAGACCAUGCAGUUCCUGAACGACCGCCUGGCCAACUACCUGGAGAAGGUGCGGCAGCUGGAGCGGGACAAUGCGGAGCUGGAGAGCCGCAUCCGGGAGUGGUACGAGGCUCAGAUCCCGUACAUCUGCCCGGACUACCAGUCCUACUUCAAGACCAUUGAGGAGCUCCAGCAGAAGAUCCUGCUGACUAAGGCUGAGAACUCCAGGCUGGUCCUGCAAAUUGACAACGCCAAGUUGGCGGCUGACGACUUCCGAACCAAGUACGAGACGGAGCUGGGCAUGCGGCAGCUGGUGGAGGCUGACACCAACAGCCUGCGCAGAACCCUGGAUGAGCUCACCCUGUGCAAGGCUGACCUGGAGAUGCAGGUGGAGUCCUUGAAGGAGGAGCUGAUAUGCCUCAAGAAGAACCACGAGGAGGAAGUCAACACACUUCGAUGCCAACUUGGGGACCGGUUGAAUGUGGAGGUGGAUGCUGCCCCACCAGUGGAUCUCAACAAGAUCCUGGAUGAGAUGAGAUGCCAGUAUGAGGCCCUGGUGGAGAAUAACCGUAGAGACGUGGAGGCCUGGUUCAACACCCAGACUGAGGAGCUGAACCAGCAGGUGGUGUCCAGCUCGGAGCAGCUGCAGUGCUGCCAGACAGAGCUCAUCGAGCUGAGACGCAAUGUCAACGCCCUGGAGAUCGAGCUGCAGGCCCAGCACAGCAUGCGGAAUUCUCUGGAAUCCACCCUGGCAGAGACAGAGGCCCGCUACAGCUCCCAGCUGGCCCAGAUGCAGUGCCUGAUCACCAACGUGGAGUCCCAGCUGGCCGAGAUCCGCUGUGACCUGGAGCGGCAGAACCAGGAGUACCAGGUGCUGCUGGACGUCAAGGCCCGCCUGGAGUCGGAGAUCGCCACCUACCGCCGCCUGCUGGAGGGAGAAGACUGCAGGCUGCCUGCCCACCCUUGUGCCGCGGAGUGCAAGCCUGCCAUUAGAGUUCCUCAUGUCUCAAGCGUGCCCUGUGCCCCGACUGUGCCCUGCGCCCCAGCUGCCCAGCUCAGCACCCAGAUCCGUACCAUCACGGAGGAGAUCAGAGAUGGGAAAGUCAUUUCCUCCAGGGAGCGUGUGCAGCCGCUGUAAACAGCCGCCUGGCCCAAAGGGGCAGGCCCUGGCCCACAGGAAGGAGGACACGCCUGUGGCUCCUGGCUCUUCACAACCCCCUCUACCCUAGAGGGACCCCCCCCCCCAACCCACAGUCCCUGGCUCAGCAGAUUUUUCUACCAAAAUACUUCUUAGAUUGUGUGUUUCUGGACUUAACCGCUUUUACGCCACAUAAAACUAGGUUUCCCUGGAAAUUUACCCAAUAAAGUGUGUUCUCUUGGCAUAG
This is a messenger RNA of Camelus dromedarius (Arabian camel), 1774 nucleotides long. It is a transcript of the gene KRT36, whose product is annotated as keratin 36. Gene Ontology annotation, molecular function: structural constituent of skin epidermis. Gene Ontology annotation, biological process: epithelial cell differentiation; intermediate filament organization. The record is from RefSeq and is a predicted model, not a curated record. NCBI's taxonomy places the organism in Eukaryota, Metazoa, Chordata, Mammalia, Artiodactyla, Camelidae. Gene Ontology annotation, cellular component: intermediate filament cytoskeleton. The coding region runs from base 130 to 1527 and encodes 465 amino acids. The transcript is spliced from 7 exons.